Cataglyphis hispanica is the source of this 890-nucleotide messenger RNA. RefSeq lists its product as uncharacterized. The coding region runs from base 321 to 767 and encodes 148 amino acids. NCBI's taxonomy places the organism in Eukaryota, Metazoa, Arthropoda, Insecta, Hymenoptera, Formicidae. The record is from RefSeq and is a predicted model, not a curated record. The transcript has 2 exons.
UUUCUUUCUCUUGAAAGUGACAAAAUACAUCUAAAUAUACAUACAUUUUGUUUUAAGCGCAGAAACAGUAGUUAAAACGAACUGACGCAUUUGACAUCUAGCGAAAUGCGAGCAAGCUUGUUUUAUUUUGAUUAAAACCGACUCCAUGUUUUGCGUGUUUCCGACUAAAGUGUAACAGUUUGGCGUUGUUUAAACGCGCAUUUAUUUGUCUCGAAGGAACAAUUAACAAUAAGCAAUAGCAAUAUGGUCAGUCAUUAAUGUGGGCCGUUGAUUGAGUCUGAUUUUAACCCUUUUUUUUUUAAUUGUUUGACUACUUGCAUAUGUCUUGGCUUUUUGGCAAAAAGAAGCACAAGGAUUCACCUCCCGAAUCCAGGGAUGAACAACAAACCCCUGCAGAUUCAGGAGAUGAAUUUGUAGUAAUCGAAAGAAGAAGAACCUCAUUGCCACCUAAUGUUGAUGGGCAAAAUACACCUUAUCCUAGUGGGUUAUAUCCAUUUAUCGGUGGAACACCAAUGAAUCCUACAAUGUCGGCUGGUAAUUUACCAAAUCUAAGUCAACAAGCGGAUGCUCCGCAUUAUCUAAGUGGUGUACCAUUUAAAUUAUGCAAACACUUGGAAAGUAAUAUGAAUAAUGAUUUGGAAAUAGAUGGCCUACGGAUUAGCGAAAUAUCAUCUUUUGUUGAAAGAUUAGAAAAUCAAAAUUACGAUUAUGAUUUUUCUCUUGAAACAGGAGUUAUUUCAGAAAUGAAUAGCCAGACUGAUGAGUAACUUGAAAUGAUUGUUAUAUAAUAAGAGAGUGUAUAUUCUAUGAAUUAAGGAAUCAAACUUAGGUGUGUGUAUUUCUUAUUGUUAAAUAUUUGAUUGUAUAAUAAAGUCAUAUUUUUAAAGUGA